AUGUAUGUUGUUCUACCUGUCUGUCUGAAUAACCCAUAUACUGAUGAAGGCAGUCACUCGAGGCAGGGAUUUUGGCCCACAUAUAGCCGAACAGGAGCCACAUCACCGAUCAAAACAGACGCCUAUCAAGUGAGGUGGGAAUUGAGAGAGGGUCUAGAACUGGACCGUUUUGUGCAAAAGUCACCAGAGGCCCCUGCAGCUGACGGGUGUAAUGACGAUUCAGUUCCGUGGGAUGAAGUUAUGAAGAAGUCUAAACAGAUAGACACGAGAGUCGAACGGGUUGGAAAUGAAAGUGACCAGCUGCGUGAAAUUGUGGACCGAAUUCAACAGUCAGGAAAAAAGAAAAGGAAGCGAGAUGACGGCGGAACAUGGGCGGAACCAGGAUCAGUCAUAUCGAGCAAAUGCCCUGAAGGCUCGGACCCCGUCGGCGUUCGCCCGUGA
Paracoccidioides lutzii Pb01 is the source of this 441-nucleotide messenger RNA. RefSeq lists its product as hypothetical. The record is from RefSeq and is a predicted model, not a curated record. Bases 1 to 441 code for a protein of 146 amino acids. The transcript has a single exon.